CUGAAACUGAUUGUUUCCACAUACCUAGACCACAACACGGGAGAUAAGUGAUCUUUCACCUUUGAAAAUGAGAGAUUCUUAACCGGUUCCAUCCUCAAUCUCUCGGAAGUACUAAAAUCUUUUCAUAAAACCGUCGUAAAUAUUGAACUUCGAAGGCCCAUAGAAAAAUUCGAAUCCCAACCUAUAGAUGGGGAAAAAGCACACUUUCAGUUAUUCUCGAAAUCGGAAGCGAUUAGGCAAAAAACAAAAGGCAAAAUUAAAAAUCAAAAAUCCAGUCAUUAAUUCAGCUUGGAAGUAUGGAUUAUCUGUUAAAUCAAAUUUUAACCGUUUGGGUUUAGCUUACGAUGCAAAUGAAGCACUUGGAAAUAAUUGUGAUCAGGUUUUAACAAAUGGAGAGUAUGAUGAUAAUGAUGCAGUCACAAAAAAUAUGCCGAGACAGAAAAAGACUAAUGUCGUAAAAGUUUUAGAAGAGUUAGCCAAACAUAAAAAGCAAAAACCUGUGUUUGUCUCCGGAGAUGAUCAGUUGUUUUGCAUAUACAACUUAGAGAUGUAUCCUGAGGAUGAUUUCGAAUCUAUGAGUAGAGAUCCAAAGAAUGUUUAUCAGUUGACAUCCAAACAGAUCGAACGACUAAUCAACAAAUUUAAACAAACCACUGGCUUUCAAAAGUAUCUCAAAGAUAAGCAGUCAGGAGAGCUUGCCAUCGAUGAGUUGUUUAAUGAAGAACUGAUAUUUUUCUGGUUGCAUUUCACGACUUUGCAACUAGAACUAAUGCAAUAGUUUCACAAUGUCGCAAAAAAUCUCGUUUCUACCACGUUACGUAUUGCCACCUCUCCACAUAUUAUUGAUUUUUAACGAAUAUGGACUUAGUUAUAUUAUGCUUUUUGUCAGUAUGUUGCGAUAUCUGACUUUGGUUUGUGAUCGUGAAGUUUUUACUAGAAUAGUAAAGUAUAUGCUUGGUGUAUGCUGUCAAUCCUUUUCGACCAUUACUUUUAUUGUCGUUAUUUUGUCUUAUUUUUAGAUGGUGUCAAUUAUCCUUGCAGGUUAUGUAUUACAUCUUCAUUUUAUUUAGUCUUAUAUAAGUCAUGAUUGGUUUUAGUGAUUUUCAUACGACUAUGAAUUGUUUUAUAUUAGAAUCUUGCUUGAUCUAAAUUUUUCAAUAGAUUUGAUGUCUUUAUUUCAGCCAAAAAUAUUCUGAUUUCUAAUUGUGUAUAAAAUUGUGGAAUUUUGAACGUACUUCUAUACAAAAAACUCAGAAACUAUGAAGAGCUUACUUCAUCGAUCAAUCAGUAAUUUGGUCUCCGGAAUCAAUUACGGUACAUAUUCAACGCGUUUUCCAAUACAUCUUAACUGAAAAUGGAUUUAGAAAUAAUAAAGGACUGUAAGAUAAAGAUUGACAUUAUUUAAAACGUUUUCGCUUAACGUGUCGAACAUAAUAUGGGGAUUUGUUUCUAUGUCGUUGUAUAUUUGAUGAUUGUCUCACUAAUUAUAUACUAAAUGUUUG
Messenger RNA from Schistosoma curassoni, 1502 nucleotides. NCBI's taxonomy places the organism in Eukaryota, Metazoa, Platyhelminthes, Trematoda, Strigeidida, Schistosomatidae. The record is from the annotation of a GenBank genome assembly.